This is a messenger RNA of Homarus americanus (American lobster), 2015 nucleotides long. Its product is annotated as UDP-glucosyltransferase 2-like. The record is from RefSeq and is a predicted model, not a curated record. Gene Ontology annotation, molecular function: UDP-glycosyltransferase activity. The transcript has 11 exons. The coding region runs from base 91 to 1641 and encodes 516 amino acids. Lineage: Eukaryota; Metazoa; Arthropoda; Malacostraca; Decapoda; Nephropidae.
CUCAUGGGUAGUAGAGAGCAGAACAUCAGGUAGACAACUUGUGCUAUAUCUCUCUCUACACGUGAAGCUCACCAUUACCAACAAACACAGAUGCGGUGGAGUGUGGCAGCACUGGUGGCGAUGGUGGUGUUGGUGAUGGUGGUGCAGGAGGUGGACCCUGCCAACAUACUCUUCCUGGCGCCCACAGGUCCCCGUAGCCACAAGAAUUUCUUCAUGGCUAUCGCCGAGGUGCUGGCGACCAAGAACCACACGGUGACGUUUGUAACGGGAAUCGAAGCCUCACAAAACAGGACAAACAUCCGUGAGGUGUUUGUGCCAGGUAUGGACGUAUACAAAUAUCUUCCUAACUUGUUUACUUCAAAUAAGAUUGAGAUAGUCCAGGCCAUGAUGCCCCUGUUAGCCAAGUUCUGCACCGACGCUUUGGCUUACGAAGGCAUGCAGAGUGUUAAGGAAGAAAAAUUUGACUUGGUCAUGCUGAGCGGAUUCGGGACCGAAUGUUUUUACUCACUUGUUGACAAGUUCAAGGUUCCAUACAUAUUCAUGUAUUCACUUAGUCUGGCGCCAGCUUACGCGGACAUGGCACACAGCACGCACUUCUCAUCCAUGGUGCCCAACUUAAUGUUCGACUUGAAAUAUCCUCUCACCUUCACUGGCAGAAUGUUCAAUACUCUUCAUGACACCGCCGGCAUCUACUAUGCCUACUAUGUAAUUUUUAAAAUGAUGGUGGCAGAGUGCCAGGAGAGGAAGCUGUGCCCGGAGGAUAUUUCCACCUUCUACCGGAUGAGGGUCAAUGGGAGUCUCGUCAUCUUAAACAGCGUGGAGACCCUGGAGAUACCGAUCAGACCUUAUACUGCCACGGUGGUCCACGCUGGCGGGAUCCACUGUAAACCAGCUCAGCCGCUGCCACAGGAACUGGAGGACUGGAUUGCUGAGGCCGGUAACGCUGGCUUCAUCUUCUUCAGUCUUGGGUCUACCGUCAAGGCGUCAACUAUGCCAGAGGAGUACAGGAGGGUGCUGGUGGAAGUGUUCGCGUCUCUGAAGCAACGGGUACUGUGGAAGUGGGAGGGGACCAUGGAAGACCUACCACCCAACGUGCGUCUUACCAAAUGGCUCCCUCAGCAGGAUAUCCUCGGAGACCAUCGCCUGCGACUGUUUAUCACCCAUGGGGGGUUGUUGAGUAUCCAGGAAGCCACAUACCAUGGUGUACCAGUCCUGGGCAUACCCGUUCAUAUCGAUCAGCACCACAACAUUGCCCAGGUCCAAAGGGAAGGCUGGGGCCGCUUCGUGUACUGGGCGGAUCUCACUUACGACACUCUCCGUCAGCAGAUUCUUGAAGUUAUCCAGGACACCAAGAUGCGGGAGGUGGUAACUCGACGGCAGACUGUGAUGAAGGACCAGCCUGUGCCACCUGGGCAGUGGGUGACCUACUGGGUGGAGUACGUCCUGAGGCACCAUGGAGCCCUUCACCUCCGCUCUCCUAUUGCCACCAUGCCUUGGUACGAGCUGUACAACGUGGACGUGUGGCUGGUGGUGUUGGUGGUGUCCACACUGGCUGUCAUCCUCACCUUCAUCAGCCUCCGUGCCCUCCUCUACGCCGUCUACACAUGCCUCUCUGCACCCACCAAACACAAGCAACAAUAAAUACAAGGAUCACCGCAUAGCUGUACAAUAACAUGGAUCACUGUGUAGCUGAGCAAUAACAUGGAUCACCGUGUAGCUGAGCAAUAACAAAAAGUAUCUCUCUGCAGCUAAAAAAAAAAACAAUGGUCAUGUGUAGCUGUAAAAUAAAGAGCAUCACUGUGUAGCUGAAUAGCAUCAGUGAAGGGGAAAUUAUCAAGAAAGAACCAGCUACUACCGCUGCCCCUCCUGGCUGCGCACCUCUCCACCAACCAACUCUGCAUCACCCUCUUCCAACAGUGAUCCUGAUGAUCCCCCUAUGCUUCAAUAACAAGAUGUCUCCCUACAAUGCAUCGCAGGGAUGGUGAAUGGGCUAAAAAUAUAUCCGUCCAACACUA